This is a messenger RNA of Hordeum vulgare subsp. vulgare (domesticated barley), 773 nucleotides long. RefSeq names its product mitochondrial import inner membrane translocase subunit PAM16 like 2-like. NCBI's taxonomy places the organism in Eukaryota, Viridiplantae, Streptophyta, Magnoliopsida, Poales, Poaceae. The coding region runs from base 242 to 559 and encodes 105 amino acids. The record is from RefSeq and is a predicted model, not a curated record. Gene Ontology annotation, biological process: protein import into mitochondrial matrix. The transcript has 5 exons. Gene Ontology annotation, cellular component: TIM23 mitochondrial import inner membrane translocase complex.
CAAAAAAGAAAGGAAAAUCCGAAGCGCCACGUACCCCUCUCGAGCUCCUGACGCCCUCCUUUCUCCUUCCUCCCUCCCGCAGCUGCGAAUCUCCGCCAGCGCGGCCUCCUUCCUCGGAUCAAUCGCGUCUAUUGCGAACGACCAGCCAUGUGCAGUAUCAUAUACACAGAAACUUAAUUUCACCAGGGGCAUAUUGUUGAUUUACUGUUGGGCUGGGAAGCUAAUUGCGAACCUUAUUGUCAUGGGCUCUACGAUUAUAGGAAGAGCUAUGCUUCAGGCAUACCGAAAAGCACUUGAAAAUGCAAAUAAAACUGGUGUGGCCCAUGAAGCAAUCAACAAUAUCCGUAGGGCCAGCAAGACAAUGACCGAGCAAGAAGCGAGGCAGAUAUUGGGUGUGACUGAGCAGUCGACAUGGGAAGAGAUUAUACAGCGGUAUGACAAGCUAUUCGAGAGAAAUGCGACAUCUGGGAGCUUUUACCUCCAAUCCAAGGUUCACCGGGCCAAGGAGUGCCUAGAAAAAGUGUACCAAAAGAACAAGCAAGAUGGAACUCCGACCUGAAAUUCGCAACUUCUAAAAUCAGCUGCCAAGAUACUGUAACCUUAUAUUCUUUCCCCCUCUUGAGAGAAAUGUACAUACCAACAAUGGUUGCUGCUGUUGUGUCAUCAAUAAAAAAGUCAAGGGCGGUGACAGUGGGCUCUUUAGAGAACUAAUUUGUAAGCCAUCACUGAAUUCUCGUAUGACAUUCGGUAUGAAAUUUUGUUGUUUUCUUUGA